AUGGCUCCUUCGCCGACCCCCAGCCCGGCUCCUACAGCUGCGAAAGUACCAAGCUCACGUCCGUCUUUCGAAAUGACACCCGACUUCACUGACCAGUCCUUUGAUCCCGCCGAGUACCUCAACAAUGCUCUUCCUGCGCUGACGCUGGCGUCAUCUCAAACGAACCUCUCGCGGGCUCCUGCGGGGGCCUCUUCCCUGCCCGAACUGUCUACACAAGUCCAGACCGUCCUUUCACAAAUAAACGCGCAGAAUGCUCGACAUUCCACAGCCCUUACACAACUUACCGAUGAGAUUCUACGAAGCGGAGGUCGAUUAGCUUAUGAAGUUGAAUUGCUGCGUGGAGAGACUAUUGGACUUUCGGACACGUUGACGGACGCACUACGGAGUGACAUUGAGAGAUUUGUCCCGGGCGCUGCGGACAAUGACAAGAUCGCCGGGGCGGAGGAAUCGGAAGAUACUGGAGAACAGGGAGAGCCAGCGGAGACAAUCACAGUGCAGGACCCUGAAUAUAUCACCAAGCUACGGACGUUGAACCAAGUCCGCGCACGACUGGAAGAAGUGGUGCAGACCUUCGGAGAUGCCAUGGAAUGGCCCCUCCCGCCAUCGGAGACGUCUAUAACAUCAUCAUUUAUUUCGGUGUCGGCGCCGGAACCGGGGCCUGAGAGCCACAGUCGCGAGGAGAAGGGCCAAGAGGUGGCUAAGAAGCUGCGAAAGGAAGUAACGGAGCUUUUAGAUAGCAACGGGGGCGGGCAGGAGGGGAUUGAAGCUGCCUCGCGCCGUGUUGAGUCGCUACGUACAUUGGCACUUGUCUGGAAGGGCACUGCGGAGGAGAAGGCCCGAACUCGGUUCGUAGACAGCCUGGCUAAGAUCGUGGAGGACCGUCGCAAGGCCCUAGACAAUCAGGGCCGAUCCGACCAGUCCCAGCAGCCGUCCGGAUCGUCUACGAAGGGACCAACAACGGGUCAUCGGCGGCAAGAAAGCGAAGGCCCGGGGGGUGGCAUCUUCCGCAAUCUGCAACGGUUGCGAGAAGAGAUAUACCUGGAAUGA
Aspergillus tubingensis is the source of this 1047-nucleotide messenger RNA. RefSeq lists its product as uncharacterized. The transcript has a single exon. Bases 1 to 1047 code for a protein of 348 amino acids. The record is from RefSeq and is a predicted model, not a curated record. Lineage: Eukaryota; Fungi; Ascomycota; Eurotiomycetes; Eurotiales; Aspergillaceae.